ACCCAUUAGCUGCCAAUGUUCCCAUUUGGGAACACAUAUUAAUAUGCUAUUAUUAUCAAUGAAACAUGCUUGUAGGGGGAGAUCGUUCUUCCUCAUGUUUGAACAGGAUCAUUUUGCACCAGUCAUCGUGCGUAAACAUGUCAGGCUGCCGCCUUCUGUGCUCAGUGGGAAGUUGAACUUCACUGAAUUCACACCUCCCUCGGAGCUCUGUAAAACUUGUUGAUAUCGAUGUCAAAGUUGCUCAGUCUCGCUGAGGCAGUGGCCUUAGUUUUAGAAGAGGAUGGAGAGGAGAUCAAUAUUCUUCCACCAGAAGAAGACCAGGCUCUUACUGAUGAGGAGAAUAUUGAUGAUAACCUCCUUGAAGAUUGCUCUGAAGGCCAAGAUGCUGAGCAAAUUUUCCCUCGUGAUGUUUGUGGCAGGGUAGAAGUUGCUGAUAAGCUUGAUACAGAUGAAAGACCAACUGUAUCACAAGGAAAUGACACAGGCAGUGAAGGAAAUAAUAAAAAGAGGAUGAAAAAGGCUCCUGCAAAGAAAGUGUCCUGGAAAAAAUGUAAGAACACUAAAGUAUUUCCUCAAAAAAAUAAAAUAAAUCAAUUGGAAGAAGACUACCCAAACUUAUGCUCACUUUCUCCUGGGGAAAUGUUUCUGAAGCUCUUCAAUAAUGACAUUCAAAAACUGCUUGUUCAAGAGACGCUCAGAUAUGCCCAUGAGAAGUGCAACAAUCCAAAAUUCACAUUUGACACCAGAGAUCUAUUAGAUUUCAUAGGCAUUUUCAUACUCAGUGGAUACCACAAACUACCCCGUGAAGAUAUGUACUGGGAAAGGUCAGAUGAUGUUGCAGUUCCAGUUGUGUCAAGGCGAAUGUCUAUAAAUAGAUUUAGAGAGAUCAAGCGAUAUUUCCACGCAGCAGAUAAUAAUAAUCUAAACAAGACUGAUAAAAUGUCAAAGGUCAGGCCAAUGAUUGAAGCAACAAACAAAUCACUGCAACAGUUUGGGAUCUUUUGUGAACAUCUCUCUAUUGAUGAAUGUAUGGUUCCAUAUUUUGGUCAUCACAGCUGCAAGAUGUUUAUAAGAGGGAAGCCAAUUAGGUUCGGCUACAAACUUUGGUGCCUGUGUUCAUCAACUGGUUAUCCAUACAAGUUUGAUGUGUACUGUGGCAAGUCACUGGAGGGCAGCAAUACUGAUGAUGCACUUGGGACCAGGGUGGUUGAGCAGCUGAUGUCUUGUGUGAAUGAUACAAGUGCUCAUAAAAUAUUUUUUGAUAAUUUUUUCACAUCCCAUGAUCUAAUGUUGAGGCUACAAGAGCAUAACACAAGAGCUACAGGUACUGCAAGAGACAACAGACUUCUAAAGUGCCCUCUUCCAGAGUCAAACUCUUUCAAGAAGACCAAGCGUGGGACAUAUGAAUACUUUUCUGAUGGCAAUAUAUUGGCUGUAAAGUGGAAUGACAAUAGGCCAGUAACUGUAGUCACCAAUUAUGACAAAAUUGACCCAGUAGUGUAUGUUGAACGAUGGAGUGUAACUGAACGAAAGAAAAUUCGUGUUCAACAGCCUAAUAUGAUUCAGUCAUAUAACAAGUUCAUGGGAGGCGUGGAUCUUAUGGAUCGUUUUGUGGCUCAGUACAGACCCUCAAUUCGAUCCAAGAAAUGGUAUUUUCCUAUUCUUUUUCAAAUGUUCAACAUGUUGCGCAUUGCAGCAUGGCUGAUUCACAGAGAGGUGUCAGAUACAAAAUUAGAUCAACUAGAAUUUACACGCAGCGUUGUAAGGUUCUUAUUCUCUGAAGCACCUGCACGGAAUCCUUCACUUGCAGGGCCAAGUGGUCACCAUGUCCAUAUGAAAAUGCAGAUGGAACAUGUGUCUGUCUCAAGCACAAAACAGGGAAGAUGCCGGUACUGUAAGAAAAAUACUAGGAUGAUGUGCUCAGGUUGUAAUGUGCUCCUUCAUACAGGAUGCCUAAAAAUGUAUCAUGAAGCAUAGGUGUUUCAUCUGAGUAGA
This is a messenger RNA of Scylla paramamosain (green mud crab), 1995 nucleotides long. RefSeq names its product piggyBac transposable element-derived protein 3-like. Gene Ontology annotation, molecular function: sequence-specific DNA binding. NCBI's taxonomy places the organism in Eukaryota, Metazoa, Arthropoda, Malacostraca, Decapoda, Portunidae. The record is from RefSeq and is a predicted model, not a curated record. The transcript is spliced from 2 exons. Bases 229 to 1977 code for a protein of 582 amino acids.